CGCCGGCCCAGCCCCGCGAUCCUCUUCCCCGCGGGGACCCGCCGCCCGGGCCGACCCCGCGUCAACUUUGGGCCGGAACAGCAGCAACUCUGACAGUGGCCACAGGUUUCCCACCCCGCUUCUACUCGGCAGCAGUGGCCUCGCGGGUCUCCGGGGCUCAUCCGCUCGGCGUCUGGCUGUUUGCAACCUGUUUCCAGCUAGCGGGGAGCGGGAGUGUGGCUGCCAGCCGUCUGGGGGAGGGGGACUUGUUUUUCCUUCCCUCUGGAGACCUCGGCUCGCAACUGGAUAAAGCAGCAUCGAAAGGAUGUAAAUAGGCAGAGCAACUGUUACCAGGAAGGCGAUCAUCCAAGGCAGGGAGAAGCGUGGGGCUGCGUCCGGGCUUUUCCCAGGCGCAACAUUAAUCAACAGUCAGGUGUUGGUGGUAACUUUUCAAGGUCAGCCACCGGGAGCAGCGGCUUCCUUCUCGGACCCUUGGGGGUACCCAGCGCUCGGAUUGGAUUUGGCGGAGGAAAUGCCAAAAAAGGAAGAAUUUUAGGGAGGGUGUGACCCCACGACCCAUCCUUCAACCUCCCCUUAGUCUCUGGCCCCCCACUGCCUGAGCGGGGGUGAGUAGUGACAUGCGUUUAACUCGCAGCAGUAACUUAGGCUGCGGGUGUCGAGCCUAAGCCUCAGUUGCGCUGCCGGGUGCGCCCACGCGGAGCCAUGCGUGUCCUGGGCGCUCCGCUCACCAGCGCCUUGCGGCUGCUGCUUCUACUGCUACUCCAGGUUUCUGCGGCUCCUGCCCUCGGGGCCGCUCCGGAGUCCGGGAAUGAAACUUGUGUAGGGGAGAGCUGCUCACCUACACUGACCCAGAGCCACAGCAGGGACGUUUCAGGGACGGGAAAUUCUACAAAAGACGUUCUGCGAACCCUUGCGCCCUGGGAGAGGGAGGAGCUGGAGGCAGCGGUGCGCGCGGUGCCCUCCUGGGACCUGUCGGCGGCCCGGGGCGGUGACCCAGGUGUGGCAAGAGGGGCGGAGGCGGCGGCCAAGGGGCGCUCGGGACCCCUGACCAGGGCGCCUGGCACCUGGAGGCGGAAAGGUGUCUGGAACCAGGAACCCCCAGGAGCUCUGGGGAGGGGCUAUCCCACAGCCCUGCGGCGCUUACUGCAGACCUCAGAGGAGAAAGGGAAAGGUCCUAGGGGCCCUGGCAUUUCGGUGCGCAGCAAAGAGCACACUGUGAGGACAGAGCUCGGAACCAGCGACCUUUUUUACCGGCCUAAGAGAGCCGGGAAGCUCCAGGGUCCCCACCGAGAGCCCCCGACUAAAUCUGUCAGUGGACCCGCGGGGCACGAAGGGCGGACACUUGCCCCUCCAGGCAGGGCGCUGGCCCAGAAUGGGUCUUCAAGUGAAGGGGUCCUGGACCGCGGCGGACCCCGCCGGGGAAACAGCACGAACCGGCGCGUGAGACUCAAGAAUCCCUUCUAUCCGCUGACCCAGGAGUCUUACGGAGCCUACGCUGUCAUGUGUUUGUCGGUGGUGAUCUUUGGGACCGGCAUCAUCGGCAACCUGGCGGUGAUGUGCAUCGUGUGUCACAACUACUACAUGCGCAGCAUCUCCAACUCCCUCUUGGCCAACCUGGCCUUCUGGGACUUCCUCAUCAUCUUCUUCUGCCUUCCGCUCGUCAUCUUCCACGAGUUGACCAAGAAGUGGCUGCUAGAGGACUUCUCCUGCAAGAUCGUACCCUAUAUUGAGGUUGCUUCUCUUGGAGUCACUACGUUCACAUUAUGUGCUCUGUGUAUAGACCGCUUCCGUGCUGCCACGAAUGUACAGAUGUACUAUGAAAUGAUCGAAAACUGCUCUUCCACAACUGCCAAGCUUGCUGUCAUAUGGGUUGGUGCUCUCUUGCUGGCACUUCCAGAAGUUGUUCUCCGCCAGCUGAGCAAGGAGGAUUUGGGGUUUAGCAGCUGGGCCCCCACAGAACGGUGCAUUAUAAAGGUCUCUCCUGAUUUACCGGACACCAUCUAUGUGUUAGCCCUCACCUAUGACAGCGCCAGACUCUGGUGGUAUUUUGGCUGCUACUUCUGUUUGCCCACACUUUUCACCAUCACCUGCUCCCUAGUGACUGCAAGGAAGAUCCGCAAAGCAGAGAAGGCCUGCACCCGAGGGAAUAAGCGGCAGAUUCAGCUAGAAAGCCAGAUGAACUGCACAGUGGUGGCUUUGACCAUUUUGUAUGGCUUUUGCAUCAUUCCUGAAAAUAUCUGCAACAUUGUCACAGCCUACAUGGCUACUGGGGUUUCACAGCAGACGAUGGACCUUCUGAAUAUCAUCAGCCAGUUUCUUUUGUUCUUUAAGUCUUGUGUCACGCCGGUUCUCCUUUUCUGUCUUUGCAAACCCUUCAGCCGGGCCUUUAUGGAGUGCUGCUGCUGUUGUUGUGAGGAGUGCGUUCAGAAGUCCUCAACAGUGACCAGUGAUGACAAUGACAAUGAGUACACCACAGAGCUUGAGCUCUCACCUUUCAGUACCAUACGUCGUGAAAUGUCCACUUUUGCGUCUGUUGGAACUCACUGCUGAAGGACAGAUUUGGUUUGUUUAGAUUUGUUGAUUUGUUUGAUUUUAAUAUCCCGUGACCGUUUUUACUUCCUAUUUUUCCUUACAGGGAAAAACAUGCAAAAAAAUUAACUACUGUAGAACUGGUUUUGCCAAUUAAUAUUUGUGCUUUAAAAAAUGUUUCUAUUUAGUUAUUUAAGGAGAGCGAGGAGGCUAAUAGGUUUAGAUCAUUUUAUCUGGUACGGUGCUAAUAUUUUAUUGGAGAAAAUUUACUGCACCUUAACCUAAUUAAUUGCUAGUUUUCUUUCUUGCUUUUUAAAAAAAAUAUUAUCAUUGUAUAUUGAUGAUAGCCAUGUGAUUUUAUGGGCAAUUUUAUGUUUGAGUUGUGAUUGGAGCUAUGUUGUAUAUGGGAUUGUGAGAGGAUUUGUAGUUAGACGCAUUCACAAAGUAGCACCAAAUAAAUGACACUUUAUUCUUUAA
This is a messenger RNA of Loxodonta africana (African savanna elephant), 3006 nucleotides long. It is a transcript of the gene GPR37, whose product is annotated as G protein-coupled receptor 37. Gene Ontology annotation, biological process: positive regulation of MAPK cascade; adenylate cyclase-inhibiting G protein-coupled receptor signaling pathway. The record is from RefSeq and is a predicted model, not a curated record. Lineage: Eukaryota; Metazoa; Chordata; Mammalia; Proboscidea; Elephantidae. Gene Ontology annotation, cellular component: plasma membrane; signaling receptor complex. Bases 703 to 2550 code for a protein of 615 amino acids. Gene Ontology annotation, molecular function: prosaposin receptor activity; G protein-coupled peptide receptor activity. The transcript has 2 exons.